Molecule: messenger RNA, 2039 nt
Organism: Clarias gariepinus (North African catfish)
Lineage: Eukaryota; Metazoa; Chordata; Actinopteri; Siluriformes; Clariidae
Gene: mob3c
Product: MOB kinase activator 3C
Exons: 4
Coding region: 363-1013 (216 amino acids)
Biological process (GO): signal transduction; positive regulation of protein phosphorylation
Cellular component (GO): cytoplasm; nucleus
Molecular function (GO): protein kinase activator activity
Source: RefSeq, a predicted model, not a curated record
CGCAUGAAGCGAGAGUCAGAGAUUAGGGGCUGGCUGACAAAAUCAGGAUAUGACAUCAUUCUAAGGAAGACAAGCCAAACAACUUUUCUCUCUGCUUUUCAGCUCUUGUUUGUUUUAAGACUGGUCAGGUUUUCAGAUAAGCUCCUGAGAUAAACACUCUCUGGACUACGCUGUAAUCCAUGUCCUCUGGCCGCUAACUGGAGGCAGAGAAUUUCUCCUUUCCCAUAGAUCCCCACAGCAUUCCAAGCAUUUAGGACGGGACUUGAGCCAGCACCUGCAUCAGUUGAUGAUACAGGAGACAUCAUCUCAUCUGUCCUGACAUUUCUGCUGGAGAUUCUACUAUCAGCCCAAGCUGUAGAAGCAUGGCUCUGUGCCUUGGCCAAGUGUUCAGCAAAGACAAGACGUUCAGGCCUCGGAAGCGCUUCGAGCCUGGCACGCAGAGGUUCGAGCUGUAUAAGAGAGCCCAGGCAUCGCUGAAGUCAGGGUUGGACCUCAGGAAGGUGGUUCAGCUGCCCGAGGGGGAGAGCAUUAAUGACUGGAUUGCUGUGCAUGUAGUGGAUUUCUUUAACCGCAUCAACCUGAUUUAUGGAACUGUUAGCGAAUUCUGCUCAGAGAGAAGCUGCCCUGUUAUGUCUGGAGGUCCUCGCUAUGAAUACAGAUGGCAAGAUGGAGACCAUUACAAGAAGCCUACCAAACUCCCAGCCCUCCAGUAUAUGAACCUGCUGAUGGACUGGAUUGAAUCGCUCAUCAACAAUGAGAAUAUCUUCCCUACACGCAUAGGGGUUCCUUUUCCCAAGAACUUCCAGCAGGUCUGUAAAAAGAUACUAAGCCGGCUGUUCCGUGUGUUCGUGCACGUUUACAUUCAUCACUUUGACAGCAUCUGUAACAUGGGAGCUGAAGCUCAUGUCAACACCUGCUACAAACACUACUACUACUUCAUCUCCGAGUUUAGUCUCAUCGAGCACUCCGAACUGGAGCCACUGAGGGCCAUGACAGAGCGGAUUUGUAACUGAAGCAGGUGGGCGGUGAAGUAACCCCUAAAAGCUGACUGUCAACUUUCAUACAUCAAGGGUCCAAACAUCUUGUGGUUUUAAAACCUUUAUGUAUAUAUAUAUAUAUAUACUGUAUAGUGUGUAUGUUUGUACUAGUGUAUGUAUGUAUGUGUUUGUGUAUAUACAGUAUAUAUGUAUUUGAUUUAAGGUUCGCCUUGUUGUAUUGGGAUAUGUUCUACUAAAUGAGCCUUGGUAGAGCUGUAGCAGACUUGAUUUUCCAAAAAAAUGUGUUUUUAUGGUUACAAUAUGCUAUAUGAGCCAAUUUCACUAUAUUACAUACAUUGGACUGCAAAAGAACCUUAAAGUAUAUAGGAUCAUAAUAGUUGCCAAUUUUGUCUUUUUUAUUUUAUUUUAUUCACUUUAUAUGUGAAAGAUUUAAAACAUUUGUCUCCAUGCAUCAUAUGUACAUGUCUGAGACUCGAAAAGACUCAAUGUUGUCCUUUUUACCCCUGGGAUCUGUGCUGGGGCAUGUUACAUGUUAAACACUCAGAGCAGCUUGUUCUGUCUAAUGCAAAUACCAUUACCAAACCUCCGACUGUGGCACGUCUCUUGCUUGUAUUGUAGAUUUUAUGUGGAUGCGUACUGUUCUUGUAUUGUUUUAUUUAUAUAUAAUUUUACAACCACAUAUAAAUGAUAUCAUUAUUAUAAGGCGUUUUUUUUUGCAACCAGCUGAGCAACCAAACAAACUCUUUGCCUGAUCUUUCUCUCCUAAAAUGAGCUUUAUUGCACCUUAAAUAGUACCACUCAUUUAAAUCAUAAUUUAUUUUCCAGCUAUUAGACUUGUAGAAGUCACUGUACAUAGAAAGAGAGCAUGUGAGUGUCGAAUAAAUUUAAAUAUCCAUAUAUAAGGAAGACGGGAGCUGAAAUGUCUGAAAAAAAAAUGAAAUUUGUGAUUUUGUAUUUUUAUUGUGUACUGUAUAAAGUAUAAAGAUCUUGCAUGAAUUUUUCUUAUUUGUGCUUUCUGAUAAAUAAAUAUGUUUUCUAUUA